AUUGAUAUUGAAUUUUUUAUUAGCUAAUUAAUAAUAAUGACACAAUUCAUUUAAAUCGAUUUUUUUUUUUCUUAUUAUACUUAAUUUCAGUAAAUAAUACAAAUGGAGCAAAUCGUAAAGCUUUUUGUUCACCAAAGCUAUUUUAUAGAAAACGAUUUAGUAAUUGAUUAUAACUUUGUAAAAGAGGCACAAACAAAUGCUUCUUCGAAGGACUGGAUCGUGUUAAUACCGAAGGGUUGGACGGGUGUAGAUGAACAAGUCGCAUUUAAAAAUAUUAUCAUAGGUUGCGAUGAAAUCAACAAACCGAUUAAGUCUAUCAUCUUUGAGAAGAAAUGUUUUCAAAAUAUAGUAAAAUGCAACAAAAAAUAUCAACUCAUGUAUAUCGCUCAAAACUUAGAAAUAUUGGGUCGAAGCGAAUAUUUUACAUUUUACCAUCAAAAUACUGCUUGUUAUUGUGUCACAUCAACUGGAAAGUCUGUGGACGAAGAUAAAACAAAAAGAUUACACCCACAAUCCGAUCGCCGACCUAUUCGUAGGCAAUCACCAACGCCUCAUGAUUUUUACAAGAACAAUUCACAAACGAGCUCAGUCAUUAAAAGUGAUAAACCAAAGUCCAAACGUUGGUCAUCGAACUCUUGUAAUGAAUGCAAAUCGCCAAACAACUUCAACGCACAAGAAAGCGCGUAUCUUACAAAGAUUCAAGACUUGACUAACGAGAAAGAGGCUCUGGAACAACAUUUGUUGAAAGUAGAAAAAGAUUUGGUGCAAACAUUAGACGUGGUAAACAAGCAAUUUAUGUUAAACAGAGCGUUUUCCCAACAAAAAGAAAACGUUCAGAGAUUUAUUGACGAUUUAGUUAAGGGUUUAUUGAACGACGGUCGUAUAACAUUUUGGGCAAACGACCAAGAGUUUACCGUUGUUAGAGAAAAUUUAGAUAAGGAUCUAGAAUGUUCAGUCGGUGAUAGUGACACAACUGCUUUGUUCAAAUCGCAGGUAUCAUUUAGAGAAGCGUGUUUAAAAGCUAUUAUUAGUCAACAAGAACAAACCAUUCGGCAACUAGUUAAUAAGAUUAAAGACUCUAUUGAUAUAUUCUUGAAAACAAAUGACCCAUCUUCAAAUUUAAAUUCUCUAUUGCCACAAACACCAGAAAACCAACUAAGUAGUAUAGGUUACAUGGAUAGUUCAGGAACUACUUAUUUUGCUACGCCUUAUGUAUCAUCGAAUUCUAUCCCUAAUGUGUGCACAUUUGAUAGAAAUGAAAAAAAUAAAGAAACAAUAGAAUCCCAUGAAACUGAUUCAAAAAAAGAAAAUAAAGACUUGUCUAGUGAAAUUGAAGUAAGAUAGAUAUAAUUACAACACGUAAAAAUAACUAAACGAAAAUAGCUAAAUAGCUAAAGGAAGAAAUUAAAAUGUACAGAUUAUAAUCGAGUGUUUUGUGUGAAUAACUUGUUUAACU
This is a messenger RNA of Daktulosphaira vitifoliae (grape phylloxera), 1456 nucleotides long. RefSeq lists its product as uncharacterized. The transcript is spliced from 7 exons. NCBI's taxonomy places the organism in Eukaryota, Metazoa, Arthropoda, Insecta, Hemiptera, Phylloxeridae. The record is from RefSeq and is a predicted model, not a curated record. The coding region runs from base 103 to 1344 and encodes 413 amino acids.